GUUCACUUGGUUUUACGACAUGCUUCCUAUUGUCCAAUCGCGAACAGUUUCAUGUUGCGAGGACGAUCUUUUAUAUUUUAUUCCUUUCAUAUUCCUUUUCUCGUGGGGUUAACUCCACCUAAAAUCGGUUAAAAUGGGACGCCGACCAGCGAGAUGUUAUCGAUACUGUAAAAAUAAGCCGUACCCGAAGUCUAGAUUUUGUCGUGGUGUACCAGACCCGAAGAUCCGCAUUUUUGAUCUUGGGAAAAAGAAGGCGUCCGUUGAGGACUUUCCGUUGUGCGUACACUUGGUGUCGGACGAGUAUGAGCAGCUUAGUUCCGAGGCUUUAGAAGCCGGACGCAUUUGCGCCAACAAAUACAUGGUGAAGAAUGCUGGGAAAGAUCAAUUUCAUAUUCGUAUGAGACUUCAUCCAUUUCACGUUAUUCGUAUCAACAAAAUGUUAUCGUGUGCUGGAGCUGAUAGGCUUCAAACUGGAAUGAGAGGUGCCUUCGGCAAGCCUCAGGGUACUGUAGCCAGAGUACACAUUGGUCAGCCCAUUAUGAGUGUACGCUCCUCCGAUCGGCACAAAGCAGCUGUUAUCGAGGCUCUACGACGUGCCAAGUUCAAGUUCCCUGGUCGCCAAAAGAUUUACGUAUCGAAAAAAUGGGGGUUCACGAAGUAUGAUCGUAUGGAAUACGAGGAGUUGAAAGCGGCAGGCCGUCUUGCCCCGGAUGGUUGCAAUGUUAAGUAUCUGCCCGAGCACGGACCGCUCGAAGAAUGGAAAAAAUUCAGAAAGAUACUUGUUGCAGCUUAAAUAAGCGCGAAACAUUUUGGAUAUUGAAUUGAAUAAAAUACAUAAUCAGAAAAAA
Molecule: messenger RNA, 848 nt
Organism: Monomorium pharaonis (pharaoh ant)
Lineage: Eukaryota; Metazoa; Arthropoda; Insecta; Hymenoptera; Formicidae
Gene: RpL10
Product: 60S ribosomal protein L10
Exons: 4
Coding region: 134-793 (219 amino acids)
Biological process (GO): ribosomal large subunit assembly; translation
Cellular component (GO): cytosolic large ribosomal subunit; ribosome
Molecular function (GO): structural constituent of ribosome
Source: RefSeq, a predicted model, not a curated record